AUGUCUCCCUCCGUUGAGCCCACACAGACAAACGGUGGCGCGACCAAGCAAGCAUCAGAGUGGACACCGACAUCGUGGAGAUCAAAGCCCAUCAAGCAAUGUCCAGACUAUCCCGACGACGCAGCACUGAAGAAGGCCACGGCCGAACUGAGACAACUGCCACCAAUUGUCCAUCCCCAUGAGAUCGACAAGCUCAAGCAGAACCUGCGUGACGUAGCCCGUGGCGAGGCCUUCCUCCUGCAGGGUGGUGACUGCGCAGAGCUCUUCGACUACUGCCGCCAGGAUGCCAUCGAGUCCAAGAUCAAGCUUCUGCUGCAGAUGAGCUUGGUCCUCAUUUGGGGCGCCGACAAGCGGGUGGUGAGAAUCGGUCGCAUGGCAGGCCAAUACGCCAAGCCGAGAUCGAACCCGACUGAAAUUGUGGAUGGCAAGGAGGUGCCUUCGUUCCGUGGUGAUAUCUUGAACGGCUUUCGUCUCGAAGACCGGCAAUUGGAUCCCCAGAGACUUGUCAAAGCCUACAAUCACUCAGCUGCCACCCUGAAUUAUGUGAGAGCCGCAAUCGCUGCCGGCAUAGCAGACUUACACCGGCCUCUGAAUUGGAGUCUGGGACACGUGAAAGAUCCUGACCUGAAGGCCAAGUACACAGAGGCAGUACGCUUCCUCCAGGACAUGCUCCGUUUCAUGCACACCAUCGGAGCAGAUAGGAACUCAAAGCUCGACACCGUUGACAUGUACACGAGUCACGAGGGCUUACUCUUGGAAUACGAAGAACCACUCACAAGGCUGAUGGAGAGCUCGAUUCCAGUACCACCCGGUGCUAACGGAACGCAUGAGAGACGUCAGCAGUACUACAACACCUCGGCGCACUUCCUCUGGAUUGGAGACCGAACGCGGCAAAUCGACGGCGGACAUGUGGAGUUUUUCCGUGGUAUAGCAAACCCCAUUGGUAUCAAGGUCGGUCCCACGACACCUACAACAGACCUCCUGCAACUUCUACGCACGUUGAACCCAGAUCGCGAGGAGGGCAAGAUCACGCUCAUCACCCGUUACGGCGCCGAAAAGGUCAGCUCUCUCCUACCAGGCCAUAUCCGCGCCGUGGAGGGAAGCGAGUACAAGCGCUGCGUCAUCUGGCAGUGUGAUCCCAUGCACGGCAACACCCGGUCGACCGGCACUGGCAUCAAGACUCGACGCUUCAACGACGUCUUCACAGAGCUCCAGGAGACCAUCCGGAUCCACCAAGAGGAAGGGAGCUACCUGGGUGGUAUGCACUUGGAAAUGACUGGGGAUGCCGUGACCGAGUGCUUGGGUGGCAGUGAGGAUCUAGGCGAGGAUGAUCUAUCCACUAACUACACCAGUUUUUGCGAUCCCAGACUCAACGAGAAGCAAGCCCUCGAGCUGGCUUUCCUUGUGGCUGACAACUACCGGAAAGACAGAAGUCUGUGA
Molecule: messenger RNA, 1440 nt
Organism: Anthostomella pinea
Lineage: Eukaryota; Fungi; Ascomycota; Sordariomycetes; Xylariales; Xylariaceae
Source: the annotation of a GenBank genome assembly